AUGGCCCGUCGCAAUGACCAGCCGCAGCAUUUCUACGCUGGUCAGCCUCCCAACAUGCCGCCGCAGCAGCACCAUCCGACCCCAGUCCAGCCGCCGAUGAAUGUGCCCCAACAAUCGCCUAACGCGCCCUCGUCGCAGCAGCCGACCCCAACCCAGACGCCGGCGCAACCGCCGCGUCCGCGCAAGCGGCCCAAUCCAGCUGCUGCAGCGGCUCCUCCUGUGACGACAGGUCCUCCUCCUCCUGCCGGAGCUCCUGCUCAAGCCCAGGCUGCAGUACCUGGCGUUCCUGCUCCUCAGGGAACGCCGACCCAGCAACCACAGCAAGCUCCCCAGCCUCCGGGCGUUGAGGACGCAAACGCGGCCGCUGUCGCGCCCCCCCCCGCGAAGAAGAGCAGAACAAACACCCCCUGGACUCCUGGUGAAGAGUUACGACUCAAGCAGAUGCGUGAUGCCGGCAACAGCUGGGCUGAGAUUGCCAAGACUUUUCCUAGCAGGACGGAAGGCUCAGUGAAGAAGCACUGGUAUAAGGAUAUGCAUUAUGCCGAAUUUGCAGAGGAUGAGAGUCAAGCCCUCUUGAAUGCAAUCAAGGAAUAUGAAAAUAACAAAUGGAAAGUUAUUGGUCAGAAGGUUGGCAAACCUGCCAAGGCAUGUGAACAGUAUGCCAAAGAGCAUUUCCCAGAAAUGUUUGGAGGAAAGCCUCGGUAG
Molecule: messenger RNA, 705 nt
Organism: Clonostachys solani
Lineage: Eukaryota; Fungi; Ascomycota; Sordariomycetes; Hypocreales; Bionectriaceae
Source: the annotation of a GenBank genome assembly